GGAGAAACCCAGAGGGAGGAACCAAGAGAGAAUGUGUGUGUUUAUGUGUGUAAGAGAGACCUGGGACGACAGACUGCUAUGAGGUGAUACGAUUUCACACCUACUAACUGGAAGAUUUUUGUUCUUUUAUUGAUAUUACUGCAGAUUAUUCAUGAGGACACAAAGGAUGGAAGGGAUUUUUAUGUUGUUGGUUACCAUGGACGGUAAAGUGGGUCAACACCUGAGAAGGAGCUGAAAGGAGCAGCUGAAAUAACGCAUUUUUGUAGCACUGAAAGAGCACGAGAGCGGAAGGAAAUACUUAACUUUCAGGGAAUACAAGAGAGAAAGAAUGCAGAACUGGAAAUAAUUUAUUGUCUUUUUAUAAAACAUAGAAAAAAAGAUUUCUGGUGCUUUUAUCACAUUGAGGACAUCAUCUAAUCUGCUGAUUUAUAUUCUGCUUAGCUGUUGUUGCUUGUAACAAUUUUUUCUUAUUAUUGGGUCCUUUUUCUGCCUUGAUUCAAACACAAAGAUAACCCAUCACCUUCCAGCUUCAAAGGUCAAGCAUUCCAAGUGAUCUAGAGUGCAGCUAAAGGAGAGAUAAUUUCCUCUAUUCACGCUGAAAUAGACGCAGACACACUCUGCUGUACUUCCACAAUGCAGGGACCAGCACCCGAGCACGAUGACACUUUUGAUUUUCUUUUUAAGAUCAUUCUUAUUGGGGACACCAAUGUGGGGAAAACCUGCAUUGUCCAGAAUUUCAAGUCAGGGAUUUUCUCAGAGAAACAGCAGAACACCAUUGGGGUGGAUUUUACUGUCAGGACGGUGGAUAUUGAUGGAAAGAAAGUAAAGAUGCAGGUUUGGGACACAGCGGGUCAGGAGAGGUUUCGCACCAUCACACAGAGCUACUAUCGCAGCGCUCAUGGUGCCAUGAUUGCCUACGACAUCACACGAGCUUGCACCUUUGACUCGGUGGACCACUGGAUCAAGGAGGUAGAGCUGUAUGGAGCAGCCAAUGUACUCUUGGUGCUAAUAGGUAACAAAUGUGACCUGGAGGAAGAACGGGAGGUUCCAUUCCAAAAAGCUUGCAAUCUGGCAAAAGAAAGAGGUAUACUAGCUGCUUUGGAGACAUCUGCAAAGCAAAGUCAGAAUGUGGAGGAUGCUUUCUUAAUGAUGGCCAGGGAGCUGUUGUCUCGGAAUGGCCUUCAUGUCCAGCAGGCUGAUGCUGAAAACCCAAGCAUGCCGAGGAUUCUAAUCAGGGAGAACUCUCGACCGAUAGACAUCAGCAUAGGGGCCUACAUUCCACCGGAGAAGGAGAAGAAGUCAUGCUGCUGACUUGGGGAAACUUUGACUGAAGAUGCUGAACAAUGUGAAGGACAUUUUAUUUAUCAAGAAUGCUGAGGAAUGAAAGAAACCAGGAUGCAUUAUGCUGGAUGCAUUUAUGUGGCAUAGAGAACCGAAAAUCAGCUAAAAUAGAGAGGUGCUGAGG
Messenger RNA from Cyprinodon tularosa, 1465 nucleotides. RefSeq names its product ras-related protein Rab-19-like. Gene Ontology annotation, molecular function: GTP binding; GTPase activity. The record is from RefSeq and is a predicted model, not a curated record. The coding region runs from base 634 to 1311 and encodes 225 amino acids. Lineage: Eukaryota; Metazoa; Chordata; Actinopteri; Cyprinodontiformes; Cyprinodontidae. Gene Ontology annotation, cellular component: trans-Golgi network. The transcript has 4 exons.